This is a messenger RNA of Chondrus crispus (carragheen), 429 nucleotides long. Its product is annotated as FAM32A-like. Gene Ontology annotation, cellular component: nucleolus. NCBI's taxonomy places the organism in Eukaryota, Rhodophyta, Florideophyceae, Gigartinales, Gigartinaceae. The transcript is spliced from 2 exons. The coding region runs from base 1 to 429 and encodes 142 amino acids. The record is from RefSeq and is a predicted model, not a curated record.
AUGCUUUCCUACGAAGGCGUCAUUCGCAAACGCCUGCGAAUCAAGGGCCACCCUGAGAUCCCCCCUUACGAACGCGGGGAGGAAAAGGCCACGAUUUUCGCAAGCGCGGACAUCGAGCCUGACGCCCCACAAAGCGAGGCGCGACCAGCGGACGAGCGCGCCGUCGACGCCGACGAAGCGCAGUAUGACGACGUGGACGAAGUCGAACCCGCCGUCGGCAACUUAGCAGAUGUAAUCGGCGUGCAGGAGGUUAAGGACAAGCGCACCGAAGCGCAGAAACAGCACGACGAGAUACUGCAGAAAAGAGAGACUGAAUUGCUCAGGAAGGCCGCCACAAAGUCACACAAGGAACAGGUCGAGGGCUUCAACAAGAAGCUGGCGAAGGAACCCGAGCAUUACGACUUGUUCAAGACCAGCUUCACCAAGUAA